Molecule: messenger RNA, 3138 nt
Organism: Carlito syrichta (Philippine tarsier)
Lineage: Eukaryota; Metazoa; Chordata; Mammalia; Primates; Tarsiidae
Gene: NTN4
Product: netrin 4
Exons: 10
Coding region: 132-1904 (590 amino acids)
Biological process (GO): basement membrane assembly; substrate adhesion-dependent cell spreading; cell migration
Cellular component (GO): laminin trimer
Molecular function (GO): protein binding
Source: RefSeq, a predicted model, not a curated record
CAUCACAAGGCGAGUGUUUCCCGUCAGAAAGUACUUGUCCAGGCAGUAUAUGCUUUUCCCCGGAGUGCCUGACAGGCCUGAGCGGCGUCUCCGGGGUGAGUGCCCGCUGUGAAAGGGCCUGCAACCCUCCCAUGGGCAACCUGGCCUUGGGGCGGCGACUCCGGGCCGAGUCCACCUGCGGCCAGAACGCCACGGAGCUGUACUGCUUCUACAGCGAGAACGCCGACGGCACCUGCCGGCAGCCGCACUGUGACAAGUGCAACGCCGCCCACCCCCACCUGGCCCACCCUGCGGCGGCCAUGGCCGACUCCUCGUUCCGGUUUCCCCGCACGUGGUGGCAGUCCGCGGAGGGUGUGCACAGGGAGCAGAUCCGGCUGGACUUGGAGGCUGCGUUCUACUUCACCCACCUCAUCAUGGUGUUCAAGUCCCCGCGGCCGGCCGCCAUGGUGCUGGACCGCUCCCGGGACUUCGGCAGCACGUGGGAGCCCUACAAGUACUUUGCGGCCAACUGCUCGGCCACGUUUGGCCUGGAGGAUGAUGUCACCAGCAAGGGCGCGCCCUGCACGUCCAGAUACUCCAGCCCCUUCCCGUGCACUGGAGGCGAGGUGAUUUUCAAAGCUCUGUCCCCUCCCUACGACGCGGAGGACCCUUACAGCGCCAAGGCCCAGCAGCGGCUGAAGGUCACCAACCUCCGUGUGCAGCUGCUGAAGCGGCAGCCCUGUCCCUGUCAGAGACACGACCCGAGUGAGAAGCCACAGCACUUCACGCACUACGCCGUCUACGACUUCAUCGUCAAGGGCAGCUGCUUCUGCAACGGCCACGCGGACCAGUGCGUGCCUGUCGAUGGCUUCCGGCCAGUCAAGGCCCCGGGAGGGGUCCACGUGGUCCACGGGAAGUGCAUGUGUAAGCACAACACGGCUGGCAGCCACUGCCAACGCUGCGCCCCGCUGUUCAAUGACCGGCCCUGGGAGGCCGCUGACGGCCAGACGGGGGCCCCCAAGGAGUGCAGAACCUGCAAGUGCAACGGCCACGCAGACACCUGCCACUUUGACCUCCGCGUGUGGCAGGCGUCCGGGAACCGCAGCGGCGGCGUCUGCGACCACUGCCAGCACAACACGGAAGGCCAGCACUGCCAGAGGUGCAAGCCCGGCUUCCACCGCGACCUCCGCCGGCCCUUCUCCGCCCCCGACGCCUGCAGGGCGUGCUCCUGCCAUCCGACUGGCUCAGCGGCCCUCCCCUCCAGCUCCGUGACCUUCUGUGACCCCAGCAAUGGCGACUGCCCCUGCAAGCCUGGCGUGGCAGGGCCCCGCUGCGACCGGUGCAUGCUGGGAUACUGGGGCUUCGGAGACUACGGCUGUCGGCCUUGUGACUGUGCGGGCAGCUGUGACCCCCUCACGGGAGACUGUGUCAGCAGCAGCAGCGACGCAGACUGGUACCAGGAAGGUCCUGACCUCCGUCCGGCGCACAAUCAGAGCCCACCGGCCUGGCACUGGGGAGAAGAGCAGGGGUUUUCUGCACUGCGACACUCAGGUAAAUGUGAAUGUAAGGAGCAGGUGUUAGGAAGUGCCAAGGCGUUCUGCGGAAUGAAAUACUCAUACGUGCUGAAAAUCAAGAUUCUAUCAGCUCAUGAUAAGGGGUCUCACGCCGAGGUCAACGUGAAGAUCAAGAAAGUCUUGAAGUCCACCAAGUUGAAGAUCUCGCGAGGAAAGCGCACGCUGUACCCAGAAUCGUGGACCAACAGGGGCUGCACUUGCCCGAUCCUCAACCCUGGCCUGGAGUACCUUGUCGCAGGACACGAGGACGUGGGAACGGGCCAGCUGGUCGUGAACAUGAAAAGUUUCGUCCAGCUCUGGAAGCCGUCUCUGGGAAGAAAAGUCCUGGACAUCUUAAAAAGGGAGUGCUAGUAGCGAGGAAGGGGUGUGUGGCCCGCAGGCAGUCUCUGCCGGGGGGAUCCGGCGCGCACCGCGGGAAUGUUCUUUAAGUGCCAAAAUGUCUAGAAACGUCCCGAGGCCUGGGUCUCGCCAGACUUCUCUCUUCUGGGCCCCUGUUUAGAUACUGCUGGGUUUCGUAAAGAGGGAUGGGAGCCCCACACCGACUCUGGUUGUCUGGGCGCUGAUUCUGAAAUGCCUCUCUCUCCGGAAUAUCUUGCAGCGUGGUAUUGAGCCGUCACUCAUGAAGGGCAGCCCCGAUAACCAGGCCCCGUGGCCGACCUUCGAGGCGACCGAAAGUCUGAGAGGGUUGGAUCCUCGCCCCCACUGUCAGGAGAGGUGUUUCUUGAAAAGAGCCUUCUCUGUGUGUUGCACACAUGCGCGCGGGGGUCCGUGGGGCGUUGGGUGGAACCUCCUCUGCACGAGCACAGGGGGUUUCCUUGUGUGAAGCACUUUACUGCGUGCCGCUUGCAUCGUGGAAGGUCGGGACCGCUGGGGGCCGGAGGAGAGGAGGAAGGCGUGUGUGAAGACCUCCCGGCACAGAGGCCCUGCCGCGGCGCGUGGACGAGAGCGACCAGGCCGAGGAAGCCGUGCCGUUCACCCCUGACCUUGGAGGAGUCACGGCGCUGCAGCCUGCAAGCAGAAUGUCUGCCUUUCGGGCUAGCGGUUAGACUCCGAGACACCAGCCAGGACGACCCUUCUGAAAACGAACGAGAAGAGACUGAGAUGAGAGAAAGAAACCACGAGGGUAGAAAGACGCCUGGAUAAAGGGGAAUGGACUUUGAAAUUUCCUAAAGCUCAUGUAUUUGCAACGCACCUGUGUGCGCUUCAGAAAUUAUUGUAGACCCGGAAUUGGUUCUAUUUUUGUGCUUAGUAUUUCAGCCUGAACGUCGAGAGAGACGGUUUUUCUCCUUGUCCUUCUUGACAGAACGCCGUCAUCACACUGGCCCGUUUCUUAACUCGACGGAGGCGAUCAUCCCCGAACGGCGGGCUCUCUUCGUCGUUCCUCCUCCGCACGCGCGCGGAACCACUGCUCCUCUGGCCCCUCCAGACUCAAACACAGGAAACGCGAACGCACGGCCAUAUGAUUAACUUCACAUACAGAACAUGUUUUUCCUGAGGUCCUGUGGACUCGCAAAAAUAUAUAUAUAUUGCUUUGUUCAUUUGUUUUUAUAUUUCAUAUAUGUAAUAAAGGAAUAUGACCUCCUGA